Rodentolepis nana is the source of this 549-nucleotide messenger RNA. The record is from the annotation of a GenBank genome assembly. NCBI's taxonomy places the organism in Eukaryota, Metazoa, Platyhelminthes, Cestoda, Cyclophyllidea, Hymenolepididae.
AUGAUGGACUUGAUAAAUGAAGCACCUCCCGACAGUGAUGAAUCGAAAUGUGAAAAAUUUUUCAAGCCGUUACAGAUUAGAUAUCAAUCAGCUAUCGACAAACUAAGCCCCUUCACAAAGACAAGAUGGCUCAUUACUCUUAUACUUUUGUCUUUAUACAUUUUGCGGAUUUAUUUUGUACAGGGCUUUCAUAUAAUCAGCUAUGCCCUCGCCAUAUACAUAUUAGGAUUGUUUAUUCAUUCCAUUACUCCCCAAGUGGAUCCUGAAUUUGCUGAUUUGCUCGAUGAAGCUCCGACACUUCCCAGAACUGAGGCUGAUGAAUUUCGACCAUUUAUCCCACGUUUACUUGAGGCAAAGUUCUGGCAUCGAGCGACAAGAGCAAUCUUUAUAAGCAUCGUUUGUACCUUUUUUUCUUUUCUCGACGUUCCAGUCUUUUGGCCCAUCCUUGUCAUCUAUUUCAUUCUUCUCUUUACCGUUAUGAUGAAGAGACAAAUAAAGGUAUGUAUUUGUUUUUUAAUGUUAUUUUAUGAUAUGUGCGAAUUGAAAUGA